This is a messenger RNA of Pomacea canaliculata, 3968 nucleotides long. RefSeq lists its product as uncharacterized. The record is from RefSeq and is a predicted model, not a curated record. The transcript has 13 exons. Lineage: Eukaryota; Metazoa; Mollusca; Gastropoda; Architaenioglossa; Ampullariidae. The coding region runs from base 362 to 3316 and encodes 984 amino acids.
AGUAGAUCAAGCUGUCAGACAAUGAAUGGAAACGUCUGAGGUAAGUGAUCUGAUCAUAAAAUAAUUCUUUUUAAAAAGCAAGCGGUUCAGAGCGGUUGUUAAUAACAAGGACGACAGGACUGAUGACCUCAUCGUGACCUCGCAAUGUACAAAGGUAACAGCAGGUUAUUUUUAGCGUGCUUUUUUUUAUCUGUUUUCGUUAUCGGCCUCGUAUACAAUAUUGGACUGUUUGGAUAUCUGCUGUAUACAGUAAAGAACACAAGGACAGAGAGCUUUGACAGCUGCAGUGUCGCUUGUAGCCAACCAACCUUUUUUCUUAAGAAAAAUCCAAGCAUUGAACGACUGGUGGUUUCUUCAACAUAUGAGUUGCCGCUGUCAUCAAUUGUCAUCUACAACGAUGAAGACAAUUCUGAUAGUGUGUUGUCUGCACAUUGCUGCUGCUUUACCACAAGAAGGAAGCAUCACAUGCUCAGUACCUCCAGUGGAGCUAGACCAUGAUGCGGUUCUAAACUGCAGUUUUCCAGAAAACCUGAACACGACAAAGAGAGACUUUUCAGUCUACCACUACCGGGAUGAUACGGGAGAUGCUGUAGUGGACUGUUGGUGGCUGAAGGGGGCAAUGACCUGUUCCGCAAGACCUGAGAUCAGAUAUGAAAGCACUGUCGGCCAUACUUUCACUAUUACACUUCAGAACAUUUCUUCAUCUCAGACUGGCAGAUACGCUUGUCAGAUUGCUAACUACGACCAAAACCUCAUUCAAUCAUGUGAACUCACGAUCCUGUCUGGACUGGAGAACACAUGCAGUGUGACUCAAGAGAGAUCUGAACCAAGCGCUACCCUCACCUGCUACUUCAAAGAGGACAUAUCAAAGACACACCUGAACUUUACUUUGUACAAGCACAGUGGUGCUCACAAACAGAGCGUAGCUGGAUGUUGGUGGGAGCAGGAACAACGACAGUGUCGGGUUGCUAAUGGUUACCAACUCACUUCUAACCAGUCUCAGGUUAUUAAAAUCACGAUACUGGAAGUAACAAAGGAAACAGCGGGAAACUACUCCUGUUGGCACCCAGCCUCUCCCCCUGUCCACCAGGAGACUUGUAUCCUUCACGUGCGCGAAAAAGUUGGGCCAGAAGAUCUUGAUGUUUUGAUGAUUGGACUAAUAGUAGGUUUGGUGGCUAUUGCUAUUUUGAUACUUGUGGCCAUCGUCUUACCACUUAAAUAUAAAAGGCGGCGAAAACUCAAGACAAAAGAUAACACUAACAAUGAUGAAAGUCAAUCAAUGGUUGUAAAAGACAAGAAAGUGAAUGAAGAAUUUCUGGUGAAGAGUGUCAGAGAAAUGUUCCCGAACAUGCUUGAUGAUGCCUGCUAUUUCGUGCCGCCAAUUUACUUCAACAAAGUUCGAUACAAAACUCAGACUGUGGCUGAUCAGAUUGUCUACAUCCCUGAACCUUCCGACCCGACAGACGUUGAGCAUGACAAAGCCAUGAGGCAGUUCCUGAACUGCUUCUAUUACAUCCCGAAGACUAAAGACGAAGAAAUGUUUGUCCUCACACAGUUUAAUUAUGAGGACUACUUAAACAAUCCUGGUGCUGACUUUUCCGAACAUUGCUUGCCUGUUCCUAAACAAAAAAAGGACAAAAACAUCAGAUGUUUUGAUAUUCUUAUUAUUCAUCGAUAUUAUGGUUUGGUGGUCGGGGUACUCAAGACUGUCAGUGAGUACGAUGCUCAGACAAACGGUGAUGAACUGCAAAUAGAACACCUGAUAGCCAAUGAUGUGUCCGCAGCUAUCCAACAACUAAAUAAGGCGAGUGGCAUACUACAUCAUCUCAUGAAAGAUCUUAAAGGGACGCCACCCGUUCGAAGGUUCUUGAUUCUACCUAACAUUACACUGUCAACACUGCAACGGGCCUUACGCAGUCACAAGAAAGUGUAUCAGAAUUUGCACAAGUGUUUCGCUACCGUGGACAGCCCUGUCAGACAGUGUCUAUGUGCUGACCACCUGUCUGACCCAAAGACACCGUCGAACGUGGACGACCGGUGUGUAUCUAAACUCACGGACUGGUGGGACACCUUGAAUCCCACAAUUGCAGAUAUUUCUGCUAUGACUGAUGAUAUAUACGAGAGCUUGAUAGCGAGAUUUUGUGGACCUGCAACUACAUCUUGUCUGGACAAGCCCAGAAGACCUGAGUCCUUUAUUUUGCCGAAGACUUUGGACGAAGCCGUGUCAUUAACUGGCGACUUGUUUGAACGACUCACACUGUACCCGGAUAUGACAGAUCUCCUCACCAAACCUCGUAUUCUCCUUGCUGGACCUCCAGGUACUGGAAAAACCAGAAUGCUGGCUCUAGUAGGAAAGAUGUGGCUACAUGAGGGCCACGUGGUACACAUUAUUAACACAUCAAAAGAGCAGUCUGCUGCUAGUGUACAAUUGAAAAGACUGUUGCAGAAAGCAGCCACAGCACAAGGGUCAGCCAGUUCAUCUGAGGAUACGGUGGUCAUCUUAAACUGUAACAUACAAGACAAAGGGAAUAUUUCUGAUGUGAUAAAUAUAAUGAAAAACAAUGCAGGCAAGAAGUUUGUCUGUGCUCUUGCCGAUGAUCUGAUCCCCGAUGAUCAUAAGACAGCGCAAAUUAACGAGUUUUUCCAGAACCUUCAUCGGAAGUUCCAGAACCUUCACUUGUGGACAGCUAGCUGCAGUACGAACUACAUUCCAAUGGGAGGGGAUUUACAUGAUUUGAGAGCACCCCUUAGCUGUCCUCCCACCGUGCUUGAAAAGGUCCUGAAACAAGAAACCAUUUCUGGUGGGAUGCCAUAUUCCGAGAGCAAGUACGUGUCCCCUACUGAUGGUGUACCUGUGAAAGUUUUUGCUCAUAAAGGACUUCAAAGAAAAGAGCAACAUAAUUGUGAUUCUUGCUGCGAGGAAAUUGUCAGGUUUCUAGCAGAAAGUCUUCGUAUUUCAGCAGUCGGCGGACAGCCUUCACCUCUUCAGUCCAGAGACCUGCUAGUGUUGUUUGAAGAUGAAGUCACGGAGUCCACUCCUCUAAUCAGGACCUUGGUACAGUCAGGAAUCCCAGUGGAGGUCGUCAGCAAUGAAAACCUAGAGGACAAGUUAAAGACUGAAAACAAUGUUGCUAUUGCAGCAAAGGCAGGUUUCCUGUGUGGAAUCAAAAGGAAAGUGGUUGUGUAUGUCGAGGGAGAAGAAAGGAGAUUAGACAACUGUGGGAGGUGGAACAGACUGCGGGGCAUCACUAGUUGUACAUCACAGUUGAUCGUCUUGAGUAGCAAAACUCCUCACAGGGUCGGUCCUGCUUUGUGAAUAGACCAACCUCUACGAAAGAUGUUGCUAUUUAUGCUUUGUUUUUGAAGGUGCUAAAUAUGCAUUUUUUUCCAGCUGUUUCAUCUUUGAUGUUUUUCUUAUAUUUGUGCAGUCUUCAAUUUAUUAAUUUGAUGCUGCAAAAUAAUAUGUAAUCAGUUUGGCUAUGUUCAGUACAGUUAUUUACCUCUUUGUUUCUGCACUGUAUGACACCGUGUUGUAAAUACCUACAACUUACAGAAGUUGUUUAUUUACAUUACAAUUGUUUUUUUUUCUAUUUGAACGUUCAUUCUCUAGUCAAAUUAAAUUUAUUACUAGCAGUUACGUUUUAUAUAUAUAUAUAUUAUAAGGAUUGUCUCCCCUUGUGCAAAUUAAGUUAGUCUCGUAUUUUCUGCAUUAUGUCUGAAAAGGCGCAGUCAGUUUGUACACAAAUAUUCUGGAUAUUAUUUUGAAAUGACUAAAUGAGUGGAGGAUGAAAUGGAAUUUGGGGAAACUUUAGCUCCCCCUGUUUAUUCAUCUCGGAAUUUAAAAAAUAAACAUUCAGUUUUAGCGCUUUGCUUUAAUAGCAUUUCCUUUUUAUCCCUGUAAAUUCGCUUUUCUUAUUUUUGAUAUGUCAUUGACAGUUGUCUUGAUUAAAACUUCAUCUUGCUAAUCG